CUGGCGUGUAGCUCCGGACCCGGCAGGCGCAGCAAGCCAGAGGGAGCCGCCUCGCUCUUGCUGCCCCUCGUCGCCAGCCAGGUGCGCCCGGGCUGCUCGGGGCGGCGAUGACCGACACGUUGCUGCCUUCGGGCUGCCGGGCGGCGGAGAACCCGCGGGAUAGCUACUUCCGAAAGGGAUGUAACCCUCUUGCAGAGACAGGACGGAGCAGGCUGCAAAAUCAAAGAGCCGUCCUGAAUCAACAGAUAUUGAAGGCAGUGAGGAUGAGAGCUGGCGCUGAAAACCUUCUCCGAGCAACAACCAACAACAAAAUAAGAGAACAGGUCCUUCUGGAACUGAGUUAUGUCAACUCGGAUCUACAGAUCCUGAAGGAAGAGUUGGAAGGACUGAACAUCUCGGUUGAGGUCUAUCAGAACACAGAACAGGCGUUUAGCAUUCCCCUGAUACCCCUUGGCUUGAAAGAGACCAAAGAUGUUGACUUCGCAGUGCCCUUGAAGGAUUUCAUUCUGGAACACUACAGUGAAGAUGGUUCUGAAUAUGAAAAUGAAAUAGCAGAUCUGAUGGAUUUGCGACAAGCAUGCCGUACUCCUAGCAGAGAUGAGUCUGGAGUUGAGAUGCUGACGAGCUAUUUUCUUCAACUGGGUUUUGUGGAGAACAGAUUUUUUUCACCGAGCAGACCCCUGGGGAUUUUAUUUACUUGGUAUGAUUCUUUCACGGGAGUCCCCGUCUGCCAGAAGAAUUUGUUGCUUGAAAAAGCCAGUGUCUUGUUUAACAUAGGAGCUCUGUACACACAGAUUGGUACAAGAUGCAUCCGGCAGACGCAGGAAGGGCUCCAGAAGGCGAUUGACGCUUUCCAGAGAGCCGCAGGAGUUCUGAAUUAUCUAAAAGAGACUUUCACUCAUACUCCGAGCUACGACAUGAGCCCCGCCAUGUUGAGCGUGUUGGUCAAGAUGAUGAUCGCUCAAGCCCAGGAGUGCCUCUUUGAGCAGAUCUGCCUUCCUGGGAUACGGAAUGAAUUUUUCACACUAGUGAAGAUGGCCCAGGAAGUUGCUAAAGUUGGAGAAAUCUAUAUGCUCGUUAACACGGCGAUGAAUCAAGCACCAGUCAAGGAGAACAUCCCUUACUCUUGGUCAAAACUGGCCCAAGUCAAGUCGGACCACUUCAGGGCUUUGGCUCAUUACUUCAUUGCCACGAUUCUGAUUGACCACCAAUUGCGUCAGAAUGAUGAUGAAGACCAGCAGGAAAAAGCACUCUCCCAGCUCUACGACCACAUGCCAGAAGGCUUGACCCCUUUAGCCCUUUUGAGGGACAGAGGCCAGCGCAAACAACUGGGAAAAGCCCACUUGCAGAGGGCCAUCGUUUACCACGAAGAAGCCUUGCGGGCUUGCGGCUUGUGCAAAAAGCUUCGGAACAUAGAGGUCCUGCAGGAGAUUCUGUCCAUUGCGCACAAGCGUUCCUGCCUCAAAUAUUCACAGCAGGAACAGGAGGACGAUUUCUUGAGUUUGGUGCAGGCUCCUGAUAUCCUUCCUAAGACGGACCAUAAAAUAGAAAUGAUUCCUCCUCAGUUCUCCAAGGUGAAAGUCAAAGAUUUCUUUGAAAGGCUGGGCCCAUUGACAGUGUUUUCGGCAAAGCAGAGGUGGACGGCUCCUCGUGCUGUUAAUUUUUGCUGUCAAUCUGGAAAUCUGGGAUUCACUGUGAAAGGAGGCCCACCAGUACACAUCUAUGGUCUUGAUCCAUCUUGUCCCGCAGCCUUGGCUGGUUUGAAAGAAGGAGACUGUUUGGUUUCCAUUGGAGGUGUGGAUUGCAAAUGGCUUGGAGUGGGUGAAAUCUUGGAAAAGCUCAAAAACUUGAGAGGGCAGGAUAUUGAAAUCCAGGCUAUCAGCUGCCAAGAUGCAACAGCUUUGAUGUAUAACAAAAGCGCAACGUAUUCUGUGGGGAUGCAGAAAACCUACUCGUUGAUCUGCUUGGCCAUGGAAGAAGAUAAAAUAGACACGGCCAAAAAAGUGACUCCGAAGGUGUCCUUUCUGAGCUGGGGGACAAAGAACAGGAAGAAAGCGGCCAGCACCCUCUGCCUCCCCUCCGUCAUAUCUGGGAGCUCUUCAGCAAAAAAGAAACUCGCGUCACCCUUCACACUCCUGAACUUGGAAGGUUCAUUGUACUGAGACUGAAAAAGAUGGCUUCUUUGCCAUCUGGAAGUCUUUCCCCAAAAGUGCCAUAAAUCUGAAAUGUAGUGAUGUCGUUCUAGAAUAAUUUCACUCAGUGGCAUGCUGACUGAACUCUGGCCCAGUUUCUGCCAUCUAUAAAAACCCUGGGUUGUUGGAGAAGAAGAAAGCUGUUGGGAGAGCAUUGAGGACCCUGGGCAGAGAAGAAAUUGGCCUUACCUGCUACUGAAUUUCUCAGAGGUCUUUUCUCUCUCUCUCGAAGUAAUACUUUUGUAAGAACCUGUAAACAAAACUGUUUAUAGAAUAUUUCAUAUGCUACAGACUUGGGAUGGGGGGAGGGGGGUGGAGGGGAGAGGAACUAUGAAGGAUUUUUUUAAACUACAUCAAUGUCUAACUGUGUCAAUGAUGAGCAGUAACUUCAAUGAAGACAGACUGAAAGACAGGUGAACAUAGGAAAACUGUUUUGGCAAGUCUUGUGUGGGGCUGGUGCCUUAAGAUGGUGGAUAACCUUGUGAGGCUUAGCAGCCACUCACACACAGGCCUCAGCUAUGGAGACUGUGGGAGUUGAUCUCCCAGCUCUUUUUUCUCUCUAACCAUCAUGUGUGAUUCCAGUCAGGACCACAAAGAGAGGUGGCAUUUUAACCAUGCAAUCCUAAACCGAGUUACACCCUUCUGAGUCCACUGUGAAGUCAAUGGGUUUAGAAGGGUGUAAUUGUUUGUUUACUUCAUGUAUGUCCCCACCUCCCGUUUCUGCUCAGGCUGUGGCUGCGUUCGCAGAGUGCUUAAAGUUGCAAGCAGCUGAACCCUGAGGCGCAAUCAAACUCAACCGAAGCUGCCUUCAGAUAGUGCAAGGACUUUACAAAGGGUGGAUUAAUAAAUCUGCACUUGGAGAAAGCGGUCGCCUUGAUUGCCAUCUAAAUGUUGCAUGCAGAGCCACUUUUCCAUGGUUGCAUUGCACAAGACCUGUCAUUAUCUACCCCACCCACAUGAUUGUGAACCUUUAUAGCAGACAGCAGUACUGUGGGAUAGACACACACCAUUGGGAAGCAUCUUCCAUGGUGCUGUAGCCGAGUUCAAAGGAGAGCCUAUUAGCCCAACCUGAGAAGCUGCCCUAAUAUUUCAAGCUUCAGGUUCAGCGCAGUUGCACACUGGUGUGGUUCUUUACAGCUAAGCAACAACUAAUGUAAAUAAGGCAACUACUGGAGGCAUUUUAAAGCCAGGAAUCCUACUUUGGAAACUUGAUGGUAGGCUAUGUGAAUAUUUGUGGGGUGGGAGGAAUAGAGCAGUCUUCCACCAUCAACUUGAGAAAUACAUGCAUUAGAGCUCCCCUCAGUGGAUUGACAGAAAUCCUGGUCCAAAGAGCUUAUAGCACCAUUAAAUGCCCCCUUUAAAAGAAAGAAUUUAGGAAGAAGGACAUCAGAUAAUUCAGGAACUUAUGAUUUUUCUGUUAAGUUUUUCCUCUUUUUUUUUUUUUACAAAAAUAGUUAUUCUACUGUCUAUUCAUUUUAAAGCUGUGGGUUGCUAACACAGUAGUGUUAGUCUGAAAUAUUGUCUACAGGGUAGAUCUUAUAAUGUUUGAUACUCAAAACAUUUUAAGUGGGUGAAAUCCUAACUCUGCUGUAACUAAUGGGAAAGCUAUCCUUCUGGCUUCCAUAGAGUUGGGACUACUUCCCUUGAUGGAAUGUCAGAAGACAUUCCAAGUCAAAGUAUGGGCAAGGGACUGGGACUUUUUCCUUUUACAUCCAUCCAUGUGUCCAUUUAGGAUUUUGUGUUGAUAUGCAAUAGAUGUAAAUAUAUAAAUUUUAAAGUUUAUUUAAGAAUGAGUCCUGCAGCCAUCUUCUGGUGAGGAAUAACUUGGUCUCCCCCCACUCCGCAUUUUAAUACAAGCAAGAUGAAACAGCUUAUUCUUUUACUGUUGACAUUGCUUUAAAAUGUUGAUGUAAACUAACUUGCUCUAUUCUUACCCUUUUGUGAAAGGAGAAAUCCUAAACAGCCAUGUAUUCUUGUUGUUGUUGUGCAAUAUCUGAAUUAACACGAGAAUCUACCCUACACAUAAUAAAAAAAAUUGUAGCAA
This is a messenger RNA of Sphaerodactylus townsendi, 4236 nucleotides long. It is a transcript of the gene RHPN2, whose product is annotated as rhophilin Rho GTPase binding protein 2. The transcript has 16 exons. Bases 108 to 2162 code for a protein of 684 amino acids. NCBI's taxonomy places the organism in Eukaryota, Metazoa, Chordata, Lepidosauria, Squamata, Sphaerodactylidae. The record is from RefSeq and is a predicted model, not a curated record. Gene Ontology annotation, molecular function: protein binding. Gene Ontology annotation, biological process: negative regulation of stress fiber assembly; signal transduction.